GUUUACAGUCAGUUCUGUAUGCUGUCAUUCCGUGUCAGAAAGGAAUUUUGUGAAAUUAUAUACCGAUUAUUAUGACGAUUUCUACAAAAUUCGUCAAAUUAUUAAGCCUCGUUCUAUUUUCAUAAAACAUCUAUAGUCGUAAACAUGAAAAAUAUAAAAUAUCACAUGACUACUAUAUGACCACACGAUCGACCGCUGUGAUGACAGCUCCAACCAAGGUGACGCACAAAUUACGUAUUAUUUCAUUACAUGGUGUUAUUCAUUUUUAAUUCGCGCGUGUAUAGAAUUAAUAGCAGUAGCCAAUAUUUGUGUCUGUGAUAGCGAAACAAUCUAGUGUGUUUUACAGAAAAUCAAUACGUACCAGUUGCCUGUUUGGAGUUAGUGUUGAAAUAACGUAUCCGUGCUUUUAGCAAGCGACACCACACCAGAGCACAACAAUGAAACCUCAGCCAGAAGCGAUGGACGAACAGCCGUCGAAAAUAUUUAUCAAUCCAAAGUUUGCUAAAGCACACAUUAACCCGAUGUUUUUAGCAUCCAAUGGUUCGUUCAGGCAGCCGGAAGUGCAGCAAGUCGUGCCAGCGUCCCACCAGAGCAAGAUACACCUCAAUCCUGCCUUUCUGAACAAGCUCGGAAUUCAACAGGUAAUGCCACCAACAACAACAGCAGCAGCACCAGCAGCACCAGCACUUCCAGCAGUACCUACCGUGCCCCAGCCGCAACCGCCGGCGUCACAUUUGUUUGCUCCUUGCAAACCCGCAUUUACAGGGACUGUUAAUCCGAUAAUUAAAAAUACAAGAAGAAAACUCGUUCGUGCCACCACCGCCGUCAGCCUACCGAGUGACGCAUCGACUGCUACUGCGAUGGUAAAAUCAGUUGCUAAGGAGAUGCUACCGUCGAGCAAUUUGCAUCCACCAAAGAUUCUUGCCCCGCUGGUUAGGAUAGGGAAGAACAAGCUGGUCCGCAGUGCGGUGCCUACGACUGCGAGACCGGAAAUUGUGAAACCGAGGGUGCCAAUGAAUGCCCUACCGGAAAGGAAAAGUCUCCGAAUCGAUCGAAGGUUACCAGCAGUAAGAAAAUCCCUCUCCCAGAAGCCCACGUUCGUGAAACGUUAUGCCUUGUCGAGGAUAGAUGGCAUCACACCGAAGAAGGUGGUCGUAACCGAUCCGAAGUUGUUGAAAUUGAAACGUAACCCAACCGCGGUGAAGGUGCACGAAAAGUCCGCCACGGGUAAGAUGGGAACGAUUGCUUACGCGUCGAAAAACAAGCAGCUUGUACUGGUCAAUAUCAACGGGGUGCUUUAUCGGUCCUCGACGAACAAGCUGCAAAAAUCUAUAUCCCGAUCGGGAACAGCACCAUCAUCAUCAUCGCCCAUCAUUGGACGUUCGCCGGCAAAACCGGCGCGCAAAACCAAAGAACACUUUUUGAUCAUAAGAGGCGUCCGCUUCGCCCUGGACCGUACCGGGAUGAAGCUGCGCUCCGUUGGCGGCACCACACCGCCCACGGCAAUAACAGGCUCCAGAGGCUAUGCCGAACCACGGCUAAACCGUAUCGACAUCGGUGGACUUACGUACAAAGCGCGCAAGGAUGGAACGUUCAUCCGGACGGAUAGCCACCGGACGCGCAACCAUCUGAGCGUGGCCAAGCAGCGCAGCAUACAGGUGCUGGCGAGCAAGCUGAAGAAAUGUAACGAACCGUGCCAUAUUUACCGCCGGCUAGGCAAAUGCCUGGCCCACCAGCGGGGCAAAUGUCCGAAGGUGCACGAUCCGAAGCACGUUAGCAUCUGUCAGCGGUUUUUGCGCGGCGAAUGCCUUCUCGACGGCUGUUUGCUGUCGCACGACAUUACCUCGCUGGAGAAGAUGCCCGUGUGCCGGUUCUUCCUCGAGGGGCGGUGCGUGCGUGAUCCGUGCCCGUACCUGCACAAGAAAGUGAGCGAAAGUGUGCGCAUUUGUGAUGCAUUUCUGAACGGGUUCUGCUCGCUGGCCGACAAGGUAAUGGGAUUAGAUAUGGGGAUGUUUUGUUUUGAUGCCACAUUUUACUCAUCAUCGGGUGUGUGUGUUUUUUCUUUAUUCGUUUUCCCCCUUUUUGGUUGCCAGUGUCCCAAUCGGCACGUGUUCCAGUGCCCGACGUUUGAGCAGGAAGGUAAAUGCGACCGUGCCCGAUGUCCCUAUCCGCAUGGGAAAAAAGAGAGCAGGAGAAAACAGGAUAAACCUUCCACUUUGGUGGUGGCGCACAAAUCGGAACCCAAGGAACCGGCGACGAUGUCACAUGUUCGGUACUACAAGGACGAAGGUCAAUCACUAACGGUAGAAACCGAACACAAUCGCAGCGAAACGGGUGAGUUGAUGAGUGCUAGUGAACGUAACCAGUUGAAGCGUAUACUUGGUGAAGUGGACAAAAUGAAGCAACGGUAUCGUGAGAAUGAUGACCGCAGUGUGGCGACAGAAAACCGUCCCGCGGAAGGUAACGAACAAAUUGUAAGUAUGCCCGAAACUGCCCCGACGUUGGCCGGCGGUGACCGUUCCGAUGCGUGCUACUCGCCAUCGGAACCUACACCGGACGAUCCAAUGAGCGACAGUGAUGGCGUGGAGGAAGUCGGGGAGGAAGAUACAAGACCUCCGGCAUUGCGUCGGAAAGCGCUCGGUCCGCUGCCGGCGUUUAUUCCAAUUUGAGUCACACAGGUCAAAAUACCCAAGAAGAAAAGAAAAUAACGUUUGAACCCAAAACUAAAGCUAAAUAGAGAGAUAGCUGUUGAGAGAGAUGAAACAAAAAAUGCCACAAAAAGUUUCUAUUAAGUUAAAGAAUAAUUAAAAAGUAUAUGAACGUGUUUUGAAAAUGGACGAAAUAAAAGAUGAUAGCUAAAUGGUUAAAAA
Molecule: messenger RNA, 2870 nt
Organism: Anopheles gambiae (African malaria mosquito)
Lineage: Eukaryota; Metazoa; Arthropoda; Insecta; Diptera; Culicidae
Gene: ZC3H3
Product: zinc finger CCCH domain-containing protein 3
Exons: 2
Coding region: 438-2669 (743 amino acids)
Cellular component (GO): nucleus
Molecular function (GO): metal ion binding
Source: RefSeq, a predicted model, not a curated record